Molecule: messenger RNA, 3803 nt
Organism: Ipomoea triloba (trilobed morning glory)
Lineage: Eukaryota; Viridiplantae; Streptophyta; Magnoliopsida; Solanales; Convolvulaceae
Product: non-lysosomal glucosylceramidase
Exons: 18
Coding region: 609-3554 (981 amino acids)
Biological process (GO): carbohydrate metabolic process; glucosylceramide catabolic process
Cellular component (GO): membrane
Molecular function (GO): beta-glucosidase activity; glucosylceramidase activity
Source: RefSeq, a predicted model, not a curated record
GUAUUCAAUUCAGAAACAGAGACACUGCUUCUGCAGCCAACUUCUCUCUCUAGAAAAUUUCACACCUUCAGCCUUCAGCUUCACAGCUCUCUCUCUCUCUCUCUCUCUCUCUCUCUCUCCAUUCUCAGUCUCCAAACUUCAAUACGAGAGAAUAUAUACAUACGCAUAAAACAUAUUCAUAUAUUCGUCACACCUGGCAGCAAUUACCGGGGCUUCGGGACUCUGUAUCUACAGGUGUUCGAUCCCUCUUAUCCCAAAACGCAGCACCGUUGCCGAUCUUAUAACAUCAGGUGCACGGCUUGAUCGUCCCGCAACACUUUGGUCUCUUUUACUACUUGUGUUUUGAGGAUUUAUCAAGUCCUGGGAUUGGAUCAAAGUCAAUUUUGAUCAUAAUUUUGUUCCGUAUAGUUCAAAGCUUUUGCGUAUAUAUGUUUGCGCACUGGGGUGUAUCUAUACGUAUGUGUAUCUACGGGCUGUGGGAUGUGAGUAGUGGGUUAUAGGAUUUUGGAUUGAGUUUGGGCGAGGGGUUUAACAGUGUGUGUGUGUGAACACACGCAUAUGUAUAUAUACACAUAUAUGCCUGUAUAAAUAUAGGUUUUGGAGUGAAAAUGGUUAGUGGCAACUUGUUUCACUGUAGAAAGAACUCGUGGCCUCCAGAGGAAUACAUCACUCGUGCCACUUUGCAUCUGUUUGAGUCUGACAGUGCAGCCCCACCAUCUGAAGCCUGGAGAAGGAAAUUAAACACCCAUGCCAGUAUUCUUAAAGAAUUUAGUGUUACGUUUACUGAAGCGAUAAAAAUGAUUCGACUUGGUAUACGUUUAUGGUCAUAUGUAAGAGAAGAGGCCUCCCAUGGAAGGAAAGCACCAAUUGACCCUUUCACCCGAGAACGUUGCAGGCCAUCAGCUUCCCAGGGUGUUCCGCUUGGAGGCAUGGGGAGUGGCAGCAUAUCUAGAGGUUUUAGAGGCGAGUUUAGGCAUUUUCAAAUUCUCCCUGCAGCGUGUGAGACUUCUCCUGUCAUGGCCAAUCAAUUUUCAAUUUUCAUAUCUCGAGAUGGAGGAAACAAGAAGUAUGCAUCAGUUCUAUCACCAGGCCAACAUGAAGGGUUAGGGAAGCCUUGUGAUCAUGGUAUAUCUUCGUGGGGCUGGAAUCUGAGUGGUCAACACUCUACAUACCAUGCAUUGUUUCCUAGGGCUUGGACCGUCUAUGAUGGCGAACCGGAUCCAGAACUUAAAGUGUCUUGUCGGCAGAUUUCACCAUUUAUUCCACACAAUUACAGAGAGAGCAGUCUUCCCACAGCUGUUUUUGUUUACACUUUGGUGAACACUGGGAAGGAAAGGGCAAAAGUCAGCCUCCUUUUUACAUGGGCGAACUCAAUUGGCGGUGUCUCCCACCUUUCAGGAGAUCAUGUUAAUGAACCAUUUGUAGGUGAAGAUGGAGUCUCCGGCGUACUCCUACAUCACAAGACCGCAAAAGGCAAUCCUCCUGUUACAUUUGCUAUUGCUGCAUGUGAGACUCAGAAUGUGAGCGUUACUGUGCUACCAUGUUUCGGUUUGACUGAAGGAAGUUGCAUAACUGCUAAAGAUAUGUGGGGUAAAAUGGCACAGGAUGGGCAUUUUGAUCGAGAGAACUUCAGCAAGGGUCCAAGCAUAGCAUCAUCACCUGGAGAGACACACUGUGCUGCAGUUUCUGCUUCGACCUGGGUUGAACCCCAUGGGAAAUGCACUGUCGCAUUUUCUGUAGCAUGGUCAUCUCCUCAAGUAAAAUUCAUGAAAGGAAAAUCAUAUUUUAGGAGGUAUACAAAAUACUAUGGUACCUCAGAAAAGGCUGCUAAAGAUAUAGUACAUGAUGCAUUGACAAAUUAUAAGCUAUGGGAAGAAGAGAUUGAGAAAUGGCAGUAUCCUAUACUUAAGGAUCCAAAGCUUCCAGAAUGGUACAAGUUUACACUUUUUAAUGAGCUAUACUUUUUGGUGGCUGGUGGGACCGUAUGGAUUGAUUCAGAACAUAGACAACAUAAGCAAAGAUCUGUACAAAGCAAUGAGGUCAAUUUAACUGAAACAGAAGAAGAAAGCAAUGAAGGCAAUGCAACUGAAACAGAAGAAGAAAGCAUUGAAGUCAAUGUAACUGAAACAGACGAAGGAAGCAAUGAAGUUAACGUAACUGAAACAGAAGAAGAUCUGAUGAAUAAUGCCCACGUUGAACAGACUGCAUGUAAUGGUUAUAAAGGUGGUAGCCGUUUUGCUACUUCCUCAAAUAAGUGGUUGGGGCCAGGGAAUGAUGAGGAUGAGGAUGAGGAUGUUGGUAAGUUUCUAUACUUGGAAGGUAUAGAAUAUAUUAUGUGGUGCACGUAUGAUGUUCACUUCUAUGCAUCAUUUGCCCUUCUUGCACUUUUUCCAAAAAUUGAGCUCAGUAUACAGCGUGAGUUUGCGAGAGCUGUCCUAUGUGAAGAUAGAAGAAAAGUUCGGUUUCUAGCUGAGGGAAAUUGUGGAAUCCGAAAGGUCAAAGGAGCUAUACCUCACGAUCUUGGAACUCAUGACCCGUGGCAUGAAAUGAAUGCAUAUAACAUACAUGAUACUAGUACAUGGAAGGAUCUCAAUCCAAAGUUUGUGCUUCAGGUGUAUAGAGACUUUGCUGCGACAGGAGACUAUUCUUUCGGAACUGAUGUUUGGCCUGCUGUAUGCGCUGCAAUCGAGUAUAUGGACCAAUUUGAUCGAGACAACGAUUGUCUUAUUGAAAACGAUGGAUUUCCAGAUCAAACAUAUGAUGCUUGGACGGUUCAUGGAAUAAGUGCUUAUUGCGGUUGUUUAUGGCUUGCUGCACUUCAAGCUGCUGCAUCAAUGGCUAUGCAACUUGGUGACAUAGCUUUUGCAGAAAAGUGCAAAGGCAAAUUUGUGAAGGCUAAGGCAGUCUUUGAAACAAAGCUGUGGAAUGGCUCUUACUUUAACUAUGACAGUGGGUCUAGCAGUAACAGUAAAUCAAUCCAAGCUGAUCAACUAGCAGGACAAUGGUAUAUGGCAUCUUCAGGCUUGCCUGAUCUUUUUGACAGUGCAAAGAUCCAAAGCACCCUUCAAAAAAUAUAUGACUUCAAUGUCAUGAAAGUUCAAGGAGGGAGGAUGGGUGCAGUAAAUGGAAUGCAUCCUAAUGGGAAGGUGGAUGAGACUUGCAUGCAGUCCCGUGAAAUUUGGACUGGGGUCACCUAUGGUGUUGCCGCCACCAUGAUUCAUGCUGGGAUGGAGGAGCAGGCCUUCACAACGGCUGAAGGUAUAUUUAUUGCAGGCUGGUCUGAGGAGGGUUUUGGUUACUCGUUUCAAACCCCGGAAGGAUGGACUAUGGAUGGGCACUUUCGGUCUCUGGUGUACAUGAGACCACUUUCGAUUUGGGGUAUGCAGUGGGCUCUAUCAAUGCCCAAAGCUAUUGUGGAAGCACCUAGGAUCAAUAUAAUGGACAGAAUACAAGUAUCACCUCAUGGUCUAAAACCUCCUCACGAGUCAGGUGUUAAAAAGAUAGCAACCAAAGCAAAGUGCUUUGGGAAUUCUGUGUUCCAUUGUGCUUGCUGAGUAAAAUUGUUCAUUGUAUCUCUUCUUGUUUCCUUGAGUCUUCCCCACCAAAGAGGGAAUGUCAAGGGACCUCUUUGAGCUAAUAGAAAAUCCUGUUUUACCAACAAAGUGCAAUCAUACCCACAUGAUAGUAGUUUUAGUUGAGUUAUGAUGGCAUCCCAAGGCUUUGUAUACUAUUAAGACGCUGCUUCUUGUAAUUGCAAAUGUCAAAAUGACAAGUAAUUUAAGCUCAUAAGUUUUGGAACAAAA